ACACACACACACACACACACACACACACACACACACACACACACACACACACACACACACACACGAGUUAUAUUAAUAUUAAUAAAUAAAAUUUGGCAAUAAUUGCGUCUUCCAGUCCAGCACAUAGCUCGCAAUGCCAUAGCUGCUUCUUUCAUUGGUAACAGAAUUAAGAUCACAUGUCAUCUGCAUACAUCCACCGAUUCAUGUUUAACGGGAUCGGUUCGGUUCUACCACAAACUCUUCAUUACGAUUUAGAGUAGGUGUGAUUUCGUCAAAUGCUCGAUUAAUCAAUGGAGGCUUCAUUAUUCUCCGUGGAUAAGGUACCGCUGCUUAAUUAUCGGCCAUCUCACUGUUGUUCGUUCAGUUCUUAUCCAAAAAAAUUGGAGUCGUUCGUCUGUACUGAAUCACACUUUCGACGAAUCGUAAAUAAUAAACUUCAAUCGAAGAAAACGAUCUUUUCCGGCCAAUCAGUUUGUUGCUACAGGCUCAAACCAGUUUCUGCUCUUAGCUCAGAAGAUACACACCCGAUUAAUCAGGUGAGAGGCCAGAGUUUCGACCAAUGGGAUUCUCUUACAGCAAAAUUUGCCGCGGCUGCAAAUUUGCCGUUUCUGUUAUUACAACUGCCUCAGAUUAUUCUCAAUACUCGGAAUCUUUUGGCAGGGAAUAAAUCAGCCCUUUUAGCUAUUCCAUGGCUGGGUAUGUUAACUGGAUUACUCGGGAAUAUUUCAUUGCUCUCGUACUUUAUAAAGAAGAGGGAAACCGAAGCGGUGGUAGUCCAAAUGUUAGGAGUUAUAUCAAUGUAUGCAGUGAUCUUGCAGCUUGUUAUCGCCGACGCUAUGCCGCUCCCACAUUUUAUCGUCACUUCGAUAGUGAUUGCAUCGGGUCUCGUUUUAAAUUUUAUGAGAUAUUUUCAAUUGCUCGAUGGAGAAAUCUGGCAUUUCUGGGAAGAAUUUAUAACAAUUGGCGGUCUCUCUGCACUUCCACAAGUCAUGUGGUCAACAUUCGUACCGUAUAUUCCACACACUGUCUUGCCUGGAUUCAUCGCCUUUUCGACUGCAGUUGUUGCUGUUUUUCUGGCUCGUAUGGGAAAGCUCUCGGAGAAAGGCAUCGGGAUUCUUGGAUUUGUAUCGGGGUGGACCGCAACUCUUCUAUUCAUGUGGAUGCCUGUUUCUCAAAUGUGGACAAAUAUUCUGAAUCCUGAAAAUGUGAAAGGUUUAUCGGCUGUGUCGAUGCUAUUGGCCAUGAUUGGCAACGGGCUUUUGAUCCCACGAGCACUAUUUAUCCGGGAUUUAAUGUGGUUCACUGGUUCGACUUGGUCAUGUGUUUUCUAUGGAUGGGGAAAUCUUAUAUGCCUGUACUGCUUCAACAAUAUUAGCAAGGAAUUUUUCCUGGCUUCGUCUUUCGGUUUUCUUGCGUGGAUAGGAAUAACUGUGUGGAGAGAUGCAAAAGUUCAUGGAUAUAAUUCACCAUUCUCUUCUUUAAAGGAGAUGAUUUUCGGACACUGAUCAACGAGGGCAACACCGUAACAUAGCUGCACACUAAAUGUACGCAACGCUUCCUCAUUCGCCGUCUGAAAAUACGUAUUUUACGGUGCUCUUACUGUGUAAUUUAGUCGGAUUUAAUUACAGGACCCUUAAAACAUCUUUCUCUUGUCAGUUCAAAAUGUAGUGAUACAAUAAUCAGAAAAAAAAAAGUAGUCGGAUAA
Messenger RNA from Erythranthe guttata (spotted monkey flower), 1705 nucleotides. Its product is annotated as maltose excess protein 1-like, chloroplastic. The record is from RefSeq and is a predicted model, not a curated record. Gene Ontology annotation, molecular function: maltose transmembrane transporter activity. Gene Ontology annotation, cellular component: chloroplast envelope. Lineage: Eukaryota; Viridiplantae; Streptophyta; Magnoliopsida; Lamiales; Phrymaceae.